AUGGUGAAUCUCCGUAAGAAACGAGUCAACAUUGAGUUCUCUUCUCCAGCUUUGCGAGAUGCUCUGUCCCGCCCUGAAGCUUAUCCACAAUAUGGCAGUCUCUUCACAGAUCUUCAGAACAAACUCUUGUGUAUUGACUUUUGGUGCCUACGACUUGUCUCCCCUAUUGAAAACAGAGCUUCUUCUGCAAUUGCUCUCUCUGUCACACGAGAUAGACAUGUUGACGAAGAACCAUUGGUUAAUCCCGGUCGCGAGAUGGAUGCAGUGGAAGCGAUAUCGCCGGCUUCACAAGAGUACAAUCUUUAUAUGCUUGAAAACCUACAAUCAGAAUAUACAACGAAUCUAGAAAAAUGCAUGGACAAGAUGGGAGAUGGUUUUAAGAAAUGUAAUGAAGAUGUUAUUAAAGAGAUUCUUACAAAGAAACCUGUUUCUAGAGCAUGUUGUGUGAAGGUAGUAAACGCUGGAAAACAAUGCUACAUGGAGAUUAGAAAAUUGAUGUUUCAAUUUUAUCAACUUAAACGCUUUGCUUCUAAAGUUUCUUUAAGAACUAAUGCUGUCUGGGAUAGAUGCUUUGCUGAAGCUGUAAGUCCUCCAUCAUCUCACAAUAAGAAGAUCAAAUAUCUUGAUUAA
This is a messenger RNA of Eruca vesicaria subsp. sativa (arugula), 630 nucleotides long. Lineage: Eukaryota; Viridiplantae; Streptophyta; Magnoliopsida; Brassicales; Brassicaceae. The record is from the annotation of a GenBank genome assembly.